UCCGUGAUGUCGUGCUGUGCAGUGCUGGGGACGAGGGCAGAAACAGGGGGACAGAACGAAAGGGAAUAAAGAAGGGAAGAUAAGAAGGGUUGAGAGAGAAGAGGAGGAAGAGCAAGGGGAAGAAAGGAGACGAGGAGAAGGAGGAGUAGAAAGAGGAGGAGGAAAAAGAAGUUGGGAAGGAGAAGGCGAGAGUAGUCGAGUUAGUAUUCCGAGACAUGUGCCAAGUGACAUAAGGACGGCGUUCUGUAUGUGCCACGGAUUUAGCCAUGCAAUAGCCGUGGCCUUCAUGCAACACUUGUCCUCACGCCCACGCCCCCUCGGCUGCAUGACGGAGGAGACGGGGUGAAGGCGGCUACCUCAGCGCUCACCAGUUGAACGUGGGUCAUCGAUCAAGGAGGUUGGUUGCGAGCUGGCCGGCGGGUUGCCUGACGCCCCCCCACAACACAGCACCGUGGCUGCCAACUCAGCCCCCGUGGCGGCCUACCCGCCCGCCCCAGACAUGUCGCACAUGUCCGCCUACUACAACAGCUACCCCGACUACCGGCCGCCCCACCCGCCCGACGAAUACCCGGGCGCGCCGGGCGGCCAGGGAGGCGGCGGGGGCGGCGGGGGGCACUGCGGCCAGGAGUACGACCCCCGCAUGCCCCCCACACACCCGUACUACACUCAGCAAGGCUACCCGCGCUACCCGCCCUACGACAGACUCAUGAACAAUUACUACAACGCGCAAACACCUCAGCACCCACAGACUCCACACGGCAUGCAACCGCACGACGCGCACGACUACCGCGACCCCUCGCCCGCGGCGCCCACGUGCAUGGGCCAGCAAGCGUCCCCGCCCGUGCAGCAGUACUCCUCCUGCAAGAUGGCGGGGCAGCAGCAGGGUCCGCCGCAGCAACCGCAGCAGCAGCCGGGCAUGGAUCCGUCCGGAGGUCCUCCUCAAGACACAGCCCACCACAUGGCCGCGCAGGAACAUGGCCAGGCAUGGCCAACUCAGCAGCCGCAACAACAAAAUACCCAAGCCGCCCUCCCUUCACCGCUCUACCCGUGGAUGAGAAGUCAGUUCGCUGAGAGGAAGCGUGGACGACAGACCUACACGCGGUAUCAGACCCUCGAGCUGGAGAAGGAAUUCCACUUCAACCGCUACCUGACGCGCCGGCGGAGGAUAGAGAUCGCCCACGCCCUCUGCCUCACCGAACGACAGAUCAAAAUCUGGUUCCAGAACCGCCGGAUGAAGUGGAAGAAGGAGAACAAAACCAAAGGCGUGGAGAACGGCAACUCCCUCUCAGAGACCCCUACCCCCACGUCCCCCACCCAGUGACCUCCGAGCUGCGGGUCGGUUGCCAAAUAUUGACCUAGGGUGUGCAAAAGUGCCAGUGCAGAGUGUGUGACCCAUUUUAUACUGGAUAAUUAAGUGCUAUUUUACAUAGUCUACGUGUAUGUGCUCCGUAUGUACAGUGCAUCUCCAAAAAAGAAAAAAAAAUAUUGGCAAGUGUUUUGAAUAUACCAGUGACUACAUGUAUAAGCCAGGAUGACGUCAACGAAGGCGCCAUAGUGUAAAGUGUAUUCUGUGUAUUAUUGGUGUUCAAGCCGGGAAACAGCCUACCAGUGCCAGUACCACAUAGGGGCUUCGGGAGCCGGGUGAAGCAGUGACGUGGCAGUCUCCUAUUGGUGUAAGCUUUAUGCAUUAGCAGUAACGUAAAGAAAAAAGAAAAACGUAAAAAAAAAAAAAAAGUUCCCAGAGCUACGUUGCCACCUAGCGACAAUACGUCAACAGCGAAGACUACAAUCAUUCCAAGAACCAGAUGAGUAGCCGUUUUCUGUCAUCUGUCAUGUCAUCCAUCACUUGACAAGCUACCUUGACCCCCAAUCCCCCGAGUCCCCAACGACCAUGUCAGGCGCCAGUCCCCCCCUCGCCAACCAAAACUAAAACCACACAGGAGAGUCUAGCUGUUUAAACCUGAUCUAAUGUUUCCAGUUGCUUCUCCUACUCUGGUAUUGUAUAAAAUAAGAGUUUCGAUACAAAAUUGAUGUUUCCCACUAGGAAAAACCCAGUAUAUAUAAUAUAUGCUAGAUUGUAGCGGGAGGCGAAACUAAACUAGGUGUUAUUGAGUACUACUAGUAUACCACACAGGUUACAAAGGAUAAUCAGAAGUGAUCAACAGUAAUGGUAUCUCUUCCGAAGUGAUCUCUGUACACAGAGGACCAGCUAUGUAGAUGGUUCUGUCCAAAAGAUGGUUCGACAAUAGAGAUGGUUUCCCCCAAGGAGAGAGGGCUCCCUUUCGUAUAUAGUUGAGCCAUCAUUUUUUUUUUUCCCCUUUUUUUAUCAAUGAUCAAGUUCUCCUUGAUGCAACUGGUCCUUCAAAUGAUUAUUCUACCUAAGAGGAAGGGGUCUUCGAGGUGCACCCACUGACCGUUCCCUUCGACGUCCAACCACGCCCUUGCGGGACAUAAGCGUUCAGUCAGUGUAUCCUUUGGAGUCUCUCCCCCUUCCUCGUUCACAGAUGGUUCCAUGUUCGCAGAUGGUCCGCUUACAGAGAUGGUCCCUCAAACCCCCCCUUACCAGAUGGUCGCUCUCCGGAAGGAAUAGUUGUAUGGGCAAAAACAUAAGAAAGAAAAAAAAAGAACAAAACACGCGAGAAAUAAGUAUGAAUAGAUAACAACCUGAAACCAGUCCAUAUCACAAAGUAUCCACAUCUUAUGCUCAAUAAAUACUUCGUAAAUUUUCUCUCUCUCUUUUAUAUAUAUAAAUAUAUAUAUUUUAUUUUCUUAGAUUUUUUUUUAGGUUUGUUUUCCAUUUUCUAUUUAUUUACUUGCUCUUUGAAGUCAUAUAUUUUCUCUAUCUCUCUUUUUUUCGGGAAUAUAUUGAUUUCAUCUGGGGGUACGUACCGUGAUCCGCCACCACAAACAAAAGGAAAUGUUGCCCAUAUAAUGCUAUUCUGCUGAACGUGUGUUGCAUGUUGAAAGACGGGUAAUGGAACAAGAAGACGACGAUAAUAAGCAAACUAAAAAAAAAUAACAAAAAACACACAAUAAAAUAAAAUAAAAAAUAGUUUAAAAAAGGCUCAUCUAUGGAAGGUUCUGUUGAAGAAAGACCUGGGCUCGAUCGCAGGAGGUCCCUGUGCUUGUAUUCACGGGAAUGGAACGGGACCAAAGCAAUCAAAAGGAGGAUAACAAUAAAACAAAGGUUGUGGAAGAAAAAAAAAAGAAGAAAAAAAUGAAAAGAAAAAGUGGAUCUUCAUCUCAUGAUUUUUAGAUUUCAUUAUUCUUGAUUAUUUCAUUAUCUCUCUCAUUCGUUGUGGACGUGAUGAGUAGUCCUUUUAAAGUCACCCUUUGCAAUGUAUCCAUAUUUAUAAAACGUCAUGCUCAUCCGCCAUAUUCAUCUGCCAUCUCCUCUUCCUUCUACACCCCCCCCCCCCAUCCCCAUUCCGCAUCCUCACCUUCCAUGUCUCCUUAUUCAUCUCCGCCUCCAUCUUUCUUUUCUUCCUUCCCCUUUCUUCUUCCUCUUCCCUCGUCCUCUCAACACUUCCUACCCCUCCAUCUUUUUCUUCUUCCUACUCUUCCUCCUCCUCCUUUACCUCCGAAACCACUUC
Penaeus chinensis is the source of this 3593-nucleotide messenger RNA. RefSeq names its product homeotic protein ultrabithorax-like. Gene Ontology annotation, molecular function: DNA-binding transcription factor activity, RNA polymerase II-specific; RNA polymerase II cis-regulatory region sequence-specific DNA binding. NCBI's taxonomy places the organism in Eukaryota, Metazoa, Arthropoda, Malacostraca, Decapoda, Penaeidae. Bases 500 to 1321 code for a protein of 273 amino acids. The record is from RefSeq and is a predicted model, not a curated record. The transcript is spliced from 4 exons. Gene Ontology annotation, cellular component: nucleus. Gene Ontology annotation, biological process: anterior/posterior pattern specification; negative regulation of transcription by RNA polymerase II.